Rhipicephalus microplus (southern cattle tick) is the source of this 1539-nucleotide messenger RNA. Its product is annotated as RAB7A-interacting MON1-CCZ1 complex subunit 1. Gene Ontology annotation, biological process: mitophagy. Lineage: Eukaryota; Metazoa; Arthropoda; Arachnida; Ixodida; Ixodidae. The record is from RefSeq and is a predicted model, not a curated record.
ACAGUGUGCAGAAUGGAGGAGGGUGCUGCAAAAGAAAUCACCGAUGAAGUCGAUGAUUUGAUACGAAUUAUCGAAGAUCUGAAGAUCAAGUCUGUCGUGCCGAGUUUGUUGGAGUCGUCCUUCUCCAAGCUGCUGGAGCUCAAAAGCCGCCUCAGACGGGAAGAGAUAUCAAGGGAAACGGCAAACAAGGAAGUUCUACAGGACUUGGCAAAGAUUGUUCUGGAUGUCACAUACUGCCGAGAGAACCGACUUGCUGACAACGAUUUUUCAGACAGUGAUUCUCUAGAACGAGUCCAUGCCAUAAUCCGUAGCCUGGAACAUGUCGAGAACAUCACAAAGCACUUGGGCUUCAGCACGGUAGUUGAAGGCCUCGGCGAGGAGCUUGCAGAGUGCAUAGAAUGGCGGAAGGGAGGACUAGUCUACAUGUUCUGCCAGAGCAAGGAGGGAGAUGACGACCACAGUUGGCUGAUGGCCAACCAGGAAACUUUUCUCGCUCUGCUGCAGCAAGGCGUGCAGCACCUCACGGCAAUGCUCAACGUUCGUCGCCCGUUGAGGGUCGAGGAAGUCGCAGUGCUGUCAGGGCAAACGGAUGUGCUGGAACUUCUGGAGAAAGGUAUCUACAGCGACGUGCAUGCGCUGUCGCUCAUGUACGCCGGCGAGAUGUGCUUCUGGCUGGUGACGUACUCGAAGAGGUGGGACCGGCCUCUCGACAUGGCACACGCGUUGCCGCUUGGCAGGCGGCUGCUACAGGACUACAUCAGCGCCGUUGAGGGCCCCUUGCAAGAUGCGGGCUGGAACUGCAGCCGCGCUCGGCAGCUUCUGACGCAACUGGACGAGGAGGCGCAGUGCUGAAGUGCAGCCAGUGUGCGUGGUAAGUCAAUGCAGAAUCAAGCCAAAGACAAAGCCCGGACGAGAAGCAAGAUUCACGGACGUUCUCGUCAGGUGGAGCAGCAACGUCAAGUUAAAACAUUUCUGCAUUGUUUCUGGACGUCUUGAGAGCAUCAGUACCGUCAUCAGCGGGACCACAGCGGAGGAUAUCUUCCAUUAGAGAGGAGCAUCAGCUGUUUCAGGCACCAGCUAGCAGGCCUGUCUGAGCAGUACUAUCUAGCCAGGUAGCUAGCACAGCUCCAUAGUCUUGUGUAAGCUAAGCGUCAGGAGGAAAUAGACUGCAAUAGUGUAACGAUGACCGCUAGGUCUUGCUGGCAGUUCAGUUAGAUACAUAUUCUCUGUAGUUUUUUCGCUUCACUCGUUGCUUUGCCGUUUGCACGUGUUUGAUAGAUUGAUUUUUAAUGGCUCAUUAGUCACGCUAUUUGUGAUAUAUUCUGGUUCGCAUGUGCAUACGACAGACCUCUCACGGUUUUUCGGUUUUGGUGCAUUUAAACUGCCUCCAAGAGUGUGUUGUGGACAGCUCACUUUUGAGGAUGCCACUUUCCAGAGCGUGUUGAGCUGAACCGCAUUUCCCUCAUUCAGAUAAGAUGCUGUGCCAGACGCAUUUGUGAAUGUACAUGUAUCGUCUUCACUCGCGUAAUGAACACACUC